This is a messenger RNA of Quercus lobata, 650 nucleotides long. RefSeq names its product receptor-like protein EIX2. The coding region runs from base 19 to 567 and encodes 182 amino acids. The record is from RefSeq and is a predicted model, not a curated record. The transcript is spliced from 3 exons. Lineage: Eukaryota; Viridiplantae; Streptophyta; Magnoliopsida; Fagales; Fagaceae.
CUUCUCUGUGCGUUUCUAAUGCUUUUCCUACAUUUGAAAUCAGCCCUUGCAUUCACUUCAGGCCUUGGAGAUGACAGUGUUAAGUGCAUAGAGAAGGAGAGAGAAGCCCUCCUUGAGUUCAAAAAAGGCUUUGCUGAAGGCUACCAGGGCAAGCUCUCUUCUUGGGGGAAUGAAGAUGAAAAGAAUUGCUGCAAUUGGGACGGAAUUUACUGCAACAAUCAAACAGGCACUCAAAUCCAGAUCGCUAACCCUCUUGGAUUCAUUGGUAAUCUUGCACUUUGUGGUCCUCCACUUACUCCUAAGUGUCCUGGAGAUGCGAAACCAAAUGUUGAGUCACCUAAAGGUGGUAGUAAAAACUAUCAAGAAGAUGAAGAUGAAUUCCUGAAUUGUCUUUAUAUUGGUAUGGGGCUUGGAUUCAUAGUAGGUUUUUGGGGAGUUUGUGGCUCUUUAAUGUUGAACCGUUCCUGGAGACAUCUAUAUUUCCAGACAAUAAGCAACUUGAAUGAUUGGCUCCAAGUGGCAAUGAUAGUGAAUAUUGCAAGAAUGCAAAGGAUGUUUCAAGGCUAAAAUACUGCACUUCAACUAAAAGGUCUCGACAAUAAGAAAAAACUUUGUGCAAGAUUACGUGUGUGACGUGCUUAUGAUUUUAC